This is a messenger RNA of Phymastichus coffea, 1853 nucleotides long. Its product is annotated as cephalotocin receptor 1-like. Lineage: Eukaryota; Metazoa; Arthropoda; Insecta; Hymenoptera; Eulophidae. Gene Ontology annotation, biological process: G protein-coupled receptor signaling pathway. Gene Ontology annotation, molecular function: peptide binding; vasopressin receptor activity. The record is from RefSeq and is a predicted model, not a curated record. The transcript has 7 exons. Gene Ontology annotation, cellular component: membrane. Bases 554 to 1708 code for a protein of 384 amino acids.
GUGCAUCAGCUGCGUGGUCUCGCGUGAAUAAUCAAGCUCGAUAAGUCGAAUGUGCCCGCUCGUGGCUCUACUCUCACCUGCGCUUUCGGGCAAAUCCAAUGCUUUUCUUAUCUCCUAUGUAACAUUUCUUUCGCCACUGUCGUUCGUGCGAUUAUAAAGCACAUCUGCACCCUGCCAGACAGCGUCAUCGCCAAUGUUGUAAGAUAGCUCGCAUUCAAUUGAGAACAUCAAGAAGGAUAAGCACGAGCCGGCUUGUUCAAUUUUAAUUAAUCCACAGCUUAAUCCUUCGUCAUCUUAGGAUUGCAAGAUGAAAAGGGAGCACAAGCGAAUCCGAAAGUGAGAUGGAGACGAAAAAAAAGACGAAAAGCUGACAGUACGAAAAUGCGUUCAACUACAGCAACCAAGAAAAGCCAUCCACGCUUGCUUCCAUACAAUAUGCACGUUCAAAAAUACGGCGAUACGAAAGGACAACUUGAAAAUUUUCAUUAAACGGCUAGAUAUGCAUACUGCGAUAGUCUAUAGUAAAUGUAUGUGACAUAAGGAAAGUAACGAUAUGGACUUGGAGAAUGUGAAAACGCUGACGAGUGUUCCAACCGAAGAUUGGCGCGAUGAGAGCCUUGCUGUCUGGGAAGUUGGUGUCCUCGGAAUCAUCCUUGUAGUUACUCUUAUGGGCAAUGCCCUCGUCUUAUUUGCUAUCUAUCUACGACGCUGCCGUGGAAGAAGACAACGGCUAACUCGUAUGCAUUUUUUCGUAAUGCAUCUCAGUACCGCAGAUCUCGUCACUGGACUGCUUAAUGUUCUGCCACAGCUCGCAUGGGAUAUUACUUUUAGGUUCAAAGGUGGAUCAAUACUCUGUAAGCUCAUUAAAUACGGCCAACCAUUGGGUCCCUACCUGAGCUCUUACAUUUUAAUUGCUACAGCUAUUGAUAGAUAUCACGCAAUUUGUUACCCAUUAAGCUACUGCAGGACGACUUCACGAAGGUCGAGGCUCACUGUAUAUUGUGCUUGGACAUUAGCUCUCCUCUUUUGUCUUCCUCAAGUGUUCAUCUUCUCGUUUAAAGAAAUCUCCACGGGUGUAUGGGACUGCUGGGCAACAUUUAUCGAACCCUACGGAUUGAAGGCAUACGUCACUUGGUACAGCAUAACCGUGUUUCUGUUACCGUUCUGUGUGCUCACCUUCACGUACACAGAAAUCUGCUUGAGUAUCUGGCGCAACCGCGAGGUUUCCCUAUUGGCAGGUAUGGAGAGGCACCAGGCAUUGUCGAAUCAAGCACACAAUCAAAACUCAUUCAUCUCCAAAGCCAAAAUCAACACGGUUAAGCAGACUUUAGCAGUGGUUAUACUUUACACGGCAUCGAGUGUACCUUUCGUCGGCUGUCAAUUGUGGGCAAGCUGGGAUCCAGCAGCUGAAAAUUCCUCUUUUCUCAAUGGCCCGAUUUUCACGAUCCUAUCGUUACUCAGCAGUCUGACAAGUUGCGUGAACCCUUGGAUCUACCUAACAUUCAGCUACGAGCUGCGCGUCACGCUCACCAAAUUCCUACGUAGCUUGAUAAAAAGGGAUCGUUCGUCGAGCUUUGAGCGAGUCUCGAGUAACCUCAACUCGAACGAGACGAAAUCCUCCAAGCGCUCAUCUCUGAUUCCGCGAAUGUCUCGCUACACGAGCUUUAUCAUUUAUCGUUCUAAUACUAAUGAGAGAAAUGAUAAAUGAUAAAUAUUUAGUCAAUGAGGGGGGAGAGUCUUAAGUCACUUUUAAGUACAAUUUUUUUAUAUCGUGAUAUUUAAUUUAUGUUUGAUAUUUCUUAAGUUAUGUAUUGUUGGAAUAAAUAUUAUUUUUCUAAAUAAAAAAAUCAAAA